AUCUCGACACCCCUUCGCCCCCCCGUCCCCCAAGCCCCCCCAAAAAGUGCAGUGUGACUACGCGCACCUCAGUCCUGUGGUUGCAGACUUUGUAUCAUGACAUCAUGACAAGCUUAACCAGUGCGUGCGGAUUGCUGCACAAACCACAACCAGACUCUCCAGGUUUCAGUAACACAAUGCAAGCAUUGUGUCUUACUUGUACUCAUAAGGGAGCAUCCACUCAGGGCCAGCCUGCUGCUGCUGCAAUUAUUAUUUCUGCCACAGAAAGAAAUCCAUGUCUUGAUGAGAGACUGCAAAGCUCUGUUAUGAGGGCGCUUUUUAAGACUCAAUUUCAGUCAGUGGAGAAUUCGGGUGGGGAGAUAGCAGGGUUGGUUGCCUGGGAGAGCUUUGCACUUUUCAGGACUACAACCCCCAGAAUGCAAUGCAGAGUGAGGCCCCGGAAGCCACAAGUGUCACGCAUCCAAAUAAAGGUGAAGAUGGAGCAAUGACGGGAAUCCAGCAGGUCAGACCAACUCUAUUUCAUGUCUUUCUGUUUAUUAUUUUUCAUGACCAAGACAAAUCAUUGUGUGAUUAUAUAUGAUGUAUAGUAGUGAUUUCUUGUUGUUCGAUGAUGGUGCCUCCUUCCUGGCAUCUUCCUGUGUCGUGAGGGGAAUGGUUGUCUUAAAUGCAACGUUUAAGACAACCAUGAUGUUGGCUGCUCAAUACAACGUUUGGGGCCCUGAGAUGAUUUGUUUUGCUUUAACUGUUUUUCAGAGAAAGGUGGGUUACCUAUCCACAUUCUUAGUCAAUCUUGAAUUGAUUCCCCUUUAGGAUGGUGAAAGCUACCAUCCAUAGCAAGCCCCACCAUGUCUACUCUUCUUACCCUCUGUCCCAGGUCAUCGCACCGGUCAGCUCGUUGCAAGGCCACUUGUUGAGACUGUUGCCUUCUAUCUCUGUUGUCCCACUCUUUAGAGAUCACAGGCGGUAUUUUUAUGUCAACGACCUGACGAAUGCAUCACAGUGGGAGUUCCCGACAGAAGAGGCCAAGGGGGAUGACCUGAAAGGAAACCGGGCUAGCCCAACCUCCAGUCAAGGAGAUGGCAAAACAUCUGCGCCCAACGGUGGACCUUCAGAACCGUGUAUUUGUGCCUCUGCUGCACCACCACCAGUGCCUCAGUCCAGCACAUCAUCAUUGUGGUCCCCAUCUCAACCACCACUUCCUGACAGCCCACCUCCUCCACCUGACCUCCCCCCACUUCCACCUCUCCCCCCGGGCUCACCUCCCGUACCUCCCCCGCCCCCAGACAGUGAUAGUGAGAUCAUGGAGGUGGAGAUGGAGAUGGAUGAUAAUGACAUAGAGCCACCGGCCCCUGGAACUGAAGAUGAUGGCAGCGGGUGGCCCACUUCAGGCAUUGCUGGUGUUAAGGUUUUAGACUCUUCAGCCCCACUGGGUAAGGGUCAGAAACGGAAAGCUGGUCAGCUGAAUAAAGCCAUUAUUGGAAGUAGUCCCAUCCUGUACACACAGCAUGUUGCUACAGCAGCGCCUAUCAUGACCGCACCAGUCUACUGGGGUGUGCCAGCCGUGACUGCACCUCUCGUCCCAUGUGAACCUCCUCUUCCACCUGUUCCUGCUUUACCCCCCCAACCACCGCUGCCACCUCCCCAGCCAGCCUGUGAAUCCUCAGCACUUAAAGUGCCACCUGUGGAAAAGAGCAAGAAAACCAAGAAAGAUAAGAAGGGAAAGACCAAAAUGCCAUCCCUUGUGAAGAAGUGGCAAAGUAUCCAGAAAGAGCUGGAGGAAGAGGAGAAGAGCAGCUCCAGUGAUGAGGACAGAGAACAGCUCAACAAGAAGAAUAUAGAAGACUGGAAACAGCAGCAGCUCAUGACAGGAAAGGCUGCAAAGAAUGCCAACUUCGAGGCACUUCCUGAUAAUUGGAGGGAUCGACUGAAGAAAAGGAAGAUGAACAGCACGUAACAUGGGACCUGAACAACUUAAAUAACGCCCCCCCAAAAAAAAUGAUAUAAUGUCAUGUUAUUGUUUCUUCCAAGCUUCAUUUAGCUAAGUUGCUCAGUCGUUUAUGAAUAUUUUUUGUAUUCAAAAUGAAGACUGAGAUCAACCGCUGGGUUUGAUUGUCCUUCCUCAUUUUUUUAGGUACAAAUGUAAAUGUGCCACCUCUUCAGUUUGUAAUGAACUUGGAUAGAAUGUAUUCAGGUGGCCACAGCAAUAUAUGUAUGAGUGUCAUCUGUUUUAAUUAAACUUUUACACCAGUGUACAUACCAUGUAUAUUAGGACGAGCUGUGUUGGUGGUCUCUGAAUGUGUAAAGUUUUUGUACAUUUAUUAAAUUGUUUUUUCCAAUG
Messenger RNA from Hippocampus comes (tiger tail seahorse), 2338 nucleotides. Its product is annotated as formin-binding protein 4-like. The transcript has 6 exons. Lineage: Eukaryota; Metazoa; Chordata; Actinopteri; Syngnathiformes; Syngnathidae. The coding region runs from base 812 to 1954 and encodes 380 amino acids. The record is from RefSeq and is a predicted model, not a curated record.